AUCUCACAAAGUGCAAAACCGUUUAAAAUCGUAACCGCGUAUCAUAUAUCGCUUUAAUUGGACCUACGAGAACAUCAUGGACAUACCUUUAAAAAGAUCGCGGUUGCACCUUGAUAUUGCAGCAACGGAGCAAUAUAUGGGCGUCUUUAAAUCGGUACUGAACCAUGAUUAUUUAAGAAAUAAUCAGUCUACGAAUAAUUUCACCAAUGUUUGUCAUACGCGUUAAGAGCUAUAGUUGCGUUUUUAACAACAAGGUGCGAAUUGGAUCUUGCGAAGUGCCUAAUAAAUUUUGAUCGUCUGGUAUUGGUUUUUACGAUUGGAAAAUUAAAGAAUGUGAUCUGGUGCGUAGUAAAUCUGGUGACCGGGUUUUUUUUGGGAAGGUCUGGAGAAGAAACCAUGAAGGCAUUUUUUUUCGUGAUGUGGUAUCUAUGGUAUCACAUUUCUUCAUCCACUCAAGAUUGCACUACAAUAGCAUCGCAUCUGCACUGCGAAAAAAGCUUACCAACUGGAAACUUUCCUGGAAUUACGGAGCUCCAUGUUACGCAUAUAGACUUAAAAAUGUUAGACUUCAAUAGUCUGCAAAGUUCUUUUCCCGAAUUAAGGAAUUUAAGCAUUAUUGGAAGCAAUAUCACACAGCUCGAAAAGAUUGUAAUGCCUAAUAAGAAAAUGGACUUAGAGGUACUACAUCUAUCCUGCCUUCAGAUCUCCUCUCUCUGUGAUACCUUUACAAGUUAUUUCCCUAACUUGAAAGUAUUGAAUAUAUCCGGGAACUUUAUCAGUGAUUAUCCCUUUAAGCAAUAUUUUCUUCCUUCGAUAAAUGCAGUGUACUUAUCAGGUAAUAGAUGGAAUUGCUCAAAAAGCCUGGAUUGGGUAUUGGAACUGAACAGAACCAUUUUCAAGGAUUUGGAAGAACUGAUUUGUUUUAAGAUGCCACACAAUAAUAAACCAAUACUUGCUAUUGCUGAAUUUCGCAAGAUAACAGAAGAAACCUGUACCCCGAACUGUUCCUGUCAUCUAAUAAAGUGCGUUACUGCCAUUGAAACGGGCGUUUUAGAGCCAAUAAUUGAAGUUAACUGUUCAUAUCGGGGAUUUACCGAAUUGCCGGCUACAUUUCCUCCUAAAACAAAGAUAUUGCAUUUAGAGGGUAAUCUUAUUAAGGAUUUAGGACCGUUGAGAACAAAUUGUAUAUAUAGAGAUUUAUUGGACUUGUUCUUAGAUAAUAACGCAAUUUCAAAUCUACACAUCUUAGAGAGCUCCUUUUGGCUCACACAUUUCCGAGUAUUUUCAUUGAGAAACAAUAAGAUAUCAGAGCUUCCCGUUUAUGCAAUAGAUAAUGCCUUACAACAUAACGGGAAUAUGCCAAAUGCUGUAAGAUUGUACCUCGGAGGAAACCCAUGGAGAUGUGAUUGUAUUUUUGCUCCAAGAUUAAAAGAAAUGCUUCAGAAAUAUGCUCCACAAGUGACUGAUCUUCGCGAAGUCAAGUGCUCAGAAAAGUCCGAAAAUCGUUUGAUUCCCGUAAUAGAUUUAUCCCGAAGUGCAGUCUGUCAUUCACCGUCAGAGUACACAAUUCAAGAGGCUUUGGAUCUGCUCAAUGGUGUCUUAGCUUUUUUAAUUGUCUUGGUUUUGGGUAAACUAGCUUAUGACUAUUACCACUUUAAGAAAACCGGAAGGUUGCCUUGGAUAGUCACUAAGCUUCCCUAGCAGUGUGAUUUUUAAUUUUUUGUUAAAUAUAUAUAUAUAGAUAAGUUUACACUGUAAAGAAACAAUGUAGAAACUGAAAAUAUUUAUUUAAUAAAUUAGUAGAUAGUU
Molecule: messenger RNA, 1809 nt
Organism: Anthonomus grandis grandis
Lineage: Eukaryota; Metazoa; Arthropoda; Insecta; Coleoptera; Curculionidae
Gene: swi2
Product: protein singed wings 2
Exons: 9
Coding region: 397-1701 (434 amino acids)
Cellular component (GO): plasma membrane
Source: RefSeq, a predicted model, not a curated record